Molecule: messenger RNA, 1917 nt
Organism: Aricia agestis (brown argus)
Lineage: Eukaryota; Metazoa; Arthropoda; Insecta; Lepidoptera; Lycaenidae
Gene: Cdc16
Product: cell division cycle protein 16 homolog
Exons: 11
Coding region: 86-1894 (602 amino acids)
Biological process (GO): cell division
Molecular function (GO): protein binding
Source: RefSeq, a predicted model, not a curated record
GCGGGAUGAUUAUUACGAAUCAAAUAUUUUUUAAUAUACACCACUAUUUCUUAUUUUUAGAAGAUAAGUUUAAUAAUUAAGUGCAAUGGCAAAAGCUGAAUCUACAGGUCGAAGUACUGAGGAGUGUUUAAACGUAGAUUAUAUGCGUUCUUUAGUAAAACAGUAUUCUGAAUUGGGGCAAUGGACCAGUGCAUUUUUCUGGGCAGAUGCAGCAGCAGCUUCAUGCGGAGCAGAGGGUGCGAGUGGGGAUGAUAUGUGGCUCCUGUCAAGUGCAAUGCUGGCUCGAGGGGAACUACACAGAGCUGCCAAUGCAGUUAUGUCUAGAGAUCUACACAAGAGGCAUUUACUUUGCCUUGGUGUUGCAAUGAGGGCGUUUAUAUCUGCCAAAGAGCCACAAGCAGCACUAAAUCUGUUGGAAGAAUGUGAACCACCAUUACUUGAAGUUAGAGAAAUGGAUCAAACACAUAAUAGGGCUCUAGCAGGAGUGUUGGUGUGGCAAGCGCGGGCACUGUCGGCUCUGGAGAGGCGAGAAGCGUCAGCCGUCGCCCUGACGGCGGCACUAAAGGCGGACUGCGCCUGCUAUGAGGCUCUAGAUUUGUUGCUGGAACAACACGCCUUGACUCCGGAAAACGAAAGUGAACUAAUAGAUUCACUACCCAUAAACCAUCAGAUGAACUUGCCAGAAGCAACGCUACUAAAGACUGCAUACAGAGAGAGGCUGCUCAGAUACUCACCACUGCACAUGAAUUCAGAUAAUAAAUCGGAUUCAUCGCCAACCACUGAAAUGGGCGUGUCGGAAGCGGUGCGGCGCGUACGUGCUCGCAGCGUGGAGGGGGCGGAGUCUCGGGCGCGGCGGUUAGCUGCCGCGGGGUCGUGGGCCGAUGCCCUAAAGGCUUUGGACGCAGCGGGGGGCGGAGCACCCGCCGUCCGCGCCGCCUGUCUCGUAGAGCUACGCCGAAGUGCAGAUUUGUUCGCUUUCGCCCAUUCCCUAGUUGACGCUUACCCGCAAACGUGGACGUCGUGGUACGCUGUCGGACUAUAUUACUAUUUAAUUGGCAAGAGCGAGGUGUCCCGGCGGUACCUGAGCAAGGCGUGCGCGCUGGAGGCGGGCGCGGGCUGCGUGUGGCUUGCGUACGGACACAGCUUCGCCGCUGACAACGAGCACGACCAGGCCAUGGCUGCUUAUUUCAAGGCGUGUCAGCUGAUGCCGGGUAGCUACCUGCCGCCGCUGUACGUGGGCGUGGAGUGUUCGCUGCUCAACAACGUCAGCAUGUGCGAGCGGUUCAUGGUGCGGGCCGCCGACCUGCACUCGUAUUCCGAGUCGGGUGUUACUGUAUGCGCUACGGAGAGCGGAGGCGGGGGGUGGGAGCGGCUGGCGGCGCGCGUGCGGUCGGCGCACGUCGCGCACGAGGCCGGCGCCGCGGCGUUCGCGGCCGGAGACCCGCGCGCCGCGCACGCUCUGUGGCGACGCGCACUCGCUCUAGCUGCGCCACCCGGACAGCAGCUGGAGUCCUGCUGGGCGGCGACGCUAGACGCGCUGGGUCACGCAUCGCGCGCGUUGGGCCGGGCGGCGGAGGCGCUGCGGUGGCACGAGCAGGCGCUGGCGCUGCGGCCGGCGCGCGCGGCCUCGUUGGCGGCGGCCGGCCUGUGCCUGGCGCUGCUGGGGCGGGAGGCACGCGCGGCGGACUGCCUGCACGCGGCCCUGGCCCGGGACCCCGACCACGCUGUCGCCGCACACCUGCUAGAUGCCGUUAUGGAUCGCGUCGACUCGGCGCUCUCAGAGGAGGAGAUCCCGCAGUUCCCGUUCCCGGCGGUGCAGAUCUCCGCGCCGCCCGCCGCGGACCCCGACCCCGACGCCACCAACACCUCCGACAUGAGCAUGAGCUUUGAUUAAUACACUCUUGCGAUCCAUCCGGA